AUGUGCGCACUUGCAGAGAUUCUGAACGAGAUUCUUAUUCACCUAUACAAUCCAUCCAAGGAACUACCUCGGUCUCAAGCAUACAAAUGCGCAGACUCACAGAGCUUCAAGCUGCGAAAUUGGUGGCGAGACCUCCCAGAACACCUCAAGAUCAACAUCUCAGAUCCAAACCUAGAAUGCCCUCCAAGCCACAUCGUAACGCUCAAUUGUCUCUUUCAUACCAUCAACAUCUUGACAAAUCGCGCGAAGCUAAAAUUGAGUCGCGAACCAGACUUGGCGGGCCAGAUGACCGAGGACAACCCGUUAGUCCAAUGUAUGUCAUCAGCGACUUCGAUAAUUGCUUUAAUCGACUUAUAUAAGCGCACAUUUGGCGAUGGACAUGUCGUCUUAAGUCUGGCCUACAGUGUCUAUACAGCGGCUUCUAUCUUUCUCCUGGAAGUGCAGGCGCUAGGCCAUGCUGCGCCCAGCACGCUAGAAAGGUUAUCAUUUUGCGUAGAAGCCCUAGAUCGGCUGAGAGUGACCAGUCCAGUCAUCGCCACUGCCUCAGAUCUGAUCGCAAGAGAGCUCGAUGCCCUCGGCAUACAAACAACGGUCAUGCUUCCUCCCGCAUCCAGUCAUACUGUAAAUCAACCGGUUGCAGACCGUCCGCCUCCGCCACUGCCCACUAAUGCUCCAACAAUCAUGAACAACCCCCAAUCUUACGGCCCAGCCAAUCAACUUGGAACCACAAUAACGCUCGACAAUCCUUACCUGGUAGGCGACAUGGAUGAUUCACUGGGCUUCAACCUUCUCGACAUGUCGACCGAGAUGUACGAAACCUUUUCGCAGGUUGAGCCGAUCAGGGUAACGAUGAACCCAGGCUUCGAUAUCUUCUAG
Molecule: messenger RNA, 876 nt
Organism: Didymosphaeria variabile
Lineage: Eukaryota; Fungi; Ascomycota; Dothideomycetes; Pleosporales; Didymosphaeriaceae
Exons: 3
Coding region: 1-876 (291 amino acids)
Source: RefSeq, a predicted model, not a curated record